AAUUGUAUAAAAUUAAUACAAGAGAAAACAACUAAAAUGCAUUUUGUCGCUUUUUAUUUAGUGACCAUAAAUUUGUUGAUUUUGAAAAUUAAUCAAAUUUAUGCCUUAGGCCAGUUUUAUAAAUCGGAGACAAAUAAAACCUAUUACAUGGAUUUUGAUCAAAAGUUUACCUGGUUUGAUGGACAUAUAUCUUGCACCAAAUUGAAUAUGACUUUAUUGGAAGUGAAUACCGAAAAUAAAUCUCUGGAGAUCACCAAGCUAAUCAAAAAUGUUCCGAACAAAGGUUCUGGUGGCUAUCUUUGGACUGGCGGCAUUCGAACUCAAAUUGAGAAUGAUGUCUUUGUUUGGCUCUCAACGGGUGAAAAAUUUAGUUACACAAAUUGGUAUCCCAAUAAUCCCGAUUUUACGGGUGAUGAUGAGUAUUGUGUUGAAUUGGUAGAGAUACGAAAUUGGCAAUGGAAUGAUUUAUACUGUAAACGAAAACGUGGUUUUGCAUGUGAAUAUAAAGCAGCGACCGACGAUAUCCAGCAAGAAUUGCAAAAUUUAAAGGAGACACUUAAGCAAAAGGACUCAACACAGGAAAAACAACCGAUAUUGAUGGAUCUAUUAAAACAAAUUAAAGAAAACGACCCUCAAAAACUUUUGAAGAUUUCACAAUUACAAAAUAAAUUUAAAGAAAUUUUGAAAAAAGGUGAAGAAGAUAAUUUGAAAAUGUAUAAGGAAAAUGGAAAUUUUGAAAAAACUGGUAAAAAUAACAUCAAUGUUUAUUCGCCAUACGCUAUGUUUUUUAAUAAACAGAAUACUAUUGAGGAGGCUUUUCUAUGGAUUGGUGGUAUUCUGACACAAGUUCCACAACAAAACUUUGUUUGGCUUUCAACCGGUGAACAAUUUACAUACAGCAAUUGGUUUGGCGACAAUCCAGAUUUCUUUGAAAAUUGUGAAUAUUGUGUUGAAAUGGCAAAGUCGGAAAAUUGGAAAUGGAAUGAUGAUAAGUGUUCAGCAGAAAAUGGCUUUAUUUGUGAGUAUAAAAAGGAAAGAGAAGAAUUAAAUGCUAUUAAACACACUUUAACACAAGAAACUCACACUCAUCUGCAAGUGCAGAAGAUUCUGCAAAACGAAAUAGACAGACGACAAGAUUUACAUUAUGAAUGCGAACAAAAAUUGCAAGAAUACGAAGACCAAAUGUGUAAAUCUCAAGAAAGAGAAGAAAAUUUAACAGACGAUAUUAAGAGCUUACAGCAAGAUCUAAAAAAACAACAUGAUCUACACCAAGAGCAAUUACAACAACUUAAAAAGCUCGAAUUAGAAGCCCUUGAAAAGCUUCAAGGAAAUAUACAAACGGAAUUAAAAAAGAAUGAAGCUUUGCAAAAGGAAUUACAAAAUGUAAAACAGUUGCUGCAGCAAAAACAAGCAAAUAUUGACGCUAAAGAAGUAGAAUUAAAAAGCCAACAGAAUUUACAACAUCAACAUCUGCAUCAAUUAGAAAAUCUAAAAGAAGAAAAUCUAAAACUUGAAAAACAUUUACAAAUCGAAAUAUAUAAGCAGAAUGAUCUUAAAGAAGAAAUGGUAAAACUUGAAAAUUAUCUUGAAAAGGAAAUAUCAAAGCAUAAUGAAUUAAGACAAGAAAUCCAACAUUUGCAAAAAUUCAAAGAACAAAAGCUAAAACUUGAAAAGGAUCUGGAAAUGGAAAUAUCAAAGCAGAAUGAUCUUAAACAAGAAAUGCAAAAUUACCAAGAUCUCAAAGAGGAAAAGCAAAAACUUGAAAAAACUCUAGGAAGGCAAAUAACAAAGCGGAACGAGAUGAAACAGGUAGUGCUACAACUGAAUGAUCAAUUAAAACAACUAAAAGAGCUAAUAAAAGAAAAAAGUGAAGGAUCGGAAGAGAGGCGACAAGAUGAGGAGGACACAAAAAAAACCAAAAACAUUAUUGUAAUGUCAAAACUGGAGAAUGACAUUAAAGAGCUAAAUGGCGAGAAUAAUUUAAAAGAAAUAAAGAUUACAAGUAUUCGUAGAACUGAUGAAAAUAGCCAAGGUCAAAAUAAUAUUGUUAUAAAUUAUUCUCCUUAUAUUGUGUUUUUUAAUAAUUCUUUAUUAGGUAAUACUGCAAUUUAG
Molecule: messenger RNA, 2112 nt
Organism: Lucilia sericata (common green bottle fly)
Lineage: Eukaryota; Metazoa; Arthropoda; Insecta; Diptera; Calliphoridae
Product: trichohyalin-like
Exons: 3
Coding region: 37-2112 (691 amino acids)
Molecular function (GO): signaling receptor activity
Source: RefSeq, a predicted model, not a curated record